AUGCUCACGUUUCGGAAUGACUUUCAUAGUGCGUUCGACGACUUUGGAGCUGCUUUCGUCUGUCGCAGCUACGAGACUCGUUCAAUGACAUGCCUUUCAGCGUUCGGCGACGGCAACGUCCAAAAAGCUGAACGCCUGCGACGAACGUCAGGACGACAAACGGCCAACUACACGAUUCGUGUCAUGCUGACCCCAAACAAGUCUGUCUCACAUUUCGAAAUGGCUUUUACGCCAACCGACAUCGGCGUACGACGGUGCAAGACAGCCGCCUGA
Molecule: messenger RNA, 273 nt
Organism: Pseudozyma hubeiensis SY62
Lineage: Eukaryota; Fungi; Basidiomycota; Ustilaginomycetes; Ustilaginales; Ustilaginaceae
Exons: 1
Coding region: 1-273 (90 amino acids)
Source: RefSeq, a predicted model, not a curated record